UAAAGGAAGCGGGCGCCGCGUUUCCGGAAGCGGCGGCGGGUGGGGCGGUCCCGCCAUGAAGCCGGCGGUGGACGAGAUGUUCCCUGAGGGCGCCGGUCCCUACGUGGAUCUGGAUGAGGCAGGGGGAAGCACGGGGCUGCUGAUGGACCUGGCUGCCAACGAGAAAGCCGUGCACGCCGACUUCUUCAACGAUUUUGAAGAUCUCUUUGAUGAUGAUGACAUCCAGUGAACUUUGUUGUCGAGCUGUGCAGUGUGAGAUGCGGAUUUUUCUCUAGGAUCACCUGUGGUGUCCCCAUUAUUUAUUAAAAUAAUUAAACCAGGAAAAUCACAGAGGGUGGGAAAAGCCUGUAUAAGCUGCUCGGGGAAUAUGAAAACCAGAUGGUUAAAGAUAACUAAGGAGGGAAUUGUGGACUGUUAUUUCUAGGAAGCUGUGUGUAGAUUUAUCUUAAAAUUUUACUUGCUGAUGUGCUCAUUCAAUAAAAUACUAACAAAAA
Apus apus (common swift) is the source of this 494-nucleotide messenger RNA. It is a transcript of the gene COPS9, whose product is annotated as COP9 signalosome subunit 9. Gene Ontology annotation, biological process: negative regulation of protein neddylation. The coding region runs from base 56 to 229 and encodes 57 amino acids. The transcript is spliced from 3 exons. Lineage: Eukaryota; Metazoa; Chordata; Aves; Apodiformes; Apodidae. The record is from RefSeq and is a predicted model, not a curated record.